Bombus pyrosoma is the source of this 1945-nucleotide messenger RNA. Its product is annotated as putative sodium-coupled neutral amino acid transporter 7. The transcript has 4 exons. Gene Ontology annotation, molecular function: amino acid transmembrane transporter activity. The record is from RefSeq and is a predicted model, not a curated record. The coding region runs from base 209 to 1579 and encodes 456 amino acids. NCBI's taxonomy places the organism in Eukaryota, Metazoa, Arthropoda, Insecta, Hymenoptera, Apidae. Gene Ontology annotation, biological process: amino acid transmembrane transport.
CUUGUAAUAUAUUUCUUAAAGCAACAAUGUUAUUAAGUGGAACAUUAAAGUAACGCACAUAAUUUUUUUUUCUAACGAACUUUGAUCUAAUUAUCUAGUCACAGAUAUUGCUAAUAAAUUUUCUUUUUACUUGAAGAAAUGCAUUAUCCCAGAUAAAACUUGGAUAGUUUAUUAGUCAGGAAUAAUCAUUCAGACUGCAAACAUCAUCAUGAAUUGUUUAAUAGGGGAUACGGAACGACUUAUUACCAAUGAUAUGUUAUUAUGCACUGCACCAAGUCCUUCGUCUAUUCCUAAUGCUGAAAAUGCUCGAUCAGGAACCAGCAUAUUAAGUACAAUUUUUCUAAUUGUGAAUGCCACCUUAGGAGCUGGUCUUUUAAAUUUCCCACAAGCCUUUGAUAGAGCUGGAGGAUUGGUCAGUUCUAUUAACGUGCAACUUGUUGCGCUCAUCUUUAUUACUGCUACACUUGUCAUUCUAGCCAAUUGCAGUGACAUUACAAAUACCUGCACUAUGCAAGAUAUGUUUGCUAAUUUUUAUGGACAAAAGUCAUUGUUUCUAUGUGCACUUUGUAUUGUGAUAUAUAGUUUUGGAUGUUGCUUAACAUUUUUAAUAAUCAUUGGUGACCAGUUUGAUAGAAUUCUGGCAACAUACUAUGGACUUGAUUAUUGUUAUACAUGGUAUAUGUCCAGAACAUUUGUCACAACUGUGACGUGUAGUUUAUUUAUACUGCCUUUAUGCUUUUUUAAAGGAUUGAAUGUUCUAAGCUAUGCUAGUUCUAUUGGUUGCAUAACUAUUUUAUAUGUAAUAGCAUUAAUAGUCUAUAAAUAUUUUACAAAUACUGUGUAUCCCAUUAAUUCUAUGAAAAUAUGGCCAGACAACGAAUAUGAGGCAUUUCAAAUAAUUCCAAUAAUUUGUUUCGCAUACCAGAGUCAUAUGACAGCAAUACCAAUGUAUGCUUGUAUGAAAGAACGCAAUCUUAAAAAAUUUACAUUAUGUGCUAUAGUAAGCAUGAUUAUUUGUUUUACUGCUUACACAGUGGUUGGUAUUUUUGGAUAUGCGACAUUUGGUGCUGGAAAAGUGCCCAGUGAUAUUCUUCAAGGCUAUGCAGACAAAAGUAUAAUUCUCACUUUAGGGAUUAUAUUCAUAGCAAUCAAAAAUUUUACUACAUAUCCAAUUGUCUUGUAUUGUGGUCGUGAUGCGCUUCUAAGUCUUUUAGGAAUGGACAAUAAUUCUAUUAAAUUUAGAGUUUUUAUUACAUUAAUCUGGUAUAUACUAUCGUUAGUAAUUGCGGUACUAGUGCCAGAUAUUUCACCAGUUAUUAAUUUUCUAGGCGCAUUGUCAGCAGCUUUUAUGUUUAUCUUCCCAGGCAUUUGCCUAUUUCAGAGUACACUUUUGAAAGAUUCAGAACUACAUUUGAAUAAAGAUCGACUGUUAAUAUUUUUUGCAAUUUUUAUUACUGCGCUUGGUGCGUUUAUAUCUGGUGUUGUACUUACAGAAGCAACAGAAGAUUUGAAUAUAAAACCUAACAAUAGUUCAUUAGUAUCUGGAUUUAGACAGUUGAAAGAAAAUCUAUGUACUUAGUAUAUCUUAUAUGAUUUGAGGUUGUAAAAAAUUUUACACAAGAAAAAUUUGUGGAAACUACUAAUAAGCAAAAGAAAAAAUGUUAUAAAUGCUCGUAUAAUAAUUUUAUCAUAAUGUUCUGUGAUUUAUAACUGUUAUAAUUUAGCUAAAUAUUUUAAUAUUCCCUGAUAGAUUGUUUUAAUUAUAAUAGCAAACGGGAAAGACUGAUACAUAUGCAAAUAUAAUGGUAUGUUUAUUAUAUUAUGGUAGAAAAUCUAUAUAAAGACUAAAAUUUAUAAUUUUUUAUUUUUGUACUGUAUUCAUAAAUCUUUAAGACAGAAUGAUAGAAAAUAAUAUUAAAUAAAUAAAAUUUUACAUAAUAUUUUA